Molecule: messenger RNA, 1794 nt
Organism: Epinephelus lanceolatus (giant grouper)
Lineage: Eukaryota; Metazoa; Chordata; Actinopteri; Perciformes; Serranidae
Source: RefSeq, a predicted model, not a curated record
AACGCAGCUGACAGUCUAAGGACAUAUGCCAGGAGAAGAGGUGGUGUCCAUGGGUCUGUACCUGGGGGAGAAAGCCUAUCUGAGGAGCAGCUGGAACAUUCUCGAUGGUUUCCUCGUGUUUGUGUCUCUGAUUGACAUUGUGGUGUCCAUGGCGGGCGGGGCUAAGAUCCUGGGGGUUCUGCGGGUACUCAGGUUGCUCAGGACGCUGCGCCCCCUCAGGGUGAUCAGCAGAGCUCCAGGGCUGAAGUUGGUAGUCGAAACCCUCAUCACAUCCCUCAAGCCCAUCGGCAACAUCGUCCUCAUCUGCUGCGCCUUCUUCAUCAUCUUUGGUAUUCUUGGUGUUCAGCUCUUCAAAGGGAAGUUCUACUACUGUGUGGGUUUCGACGUGAAGAACAUCACUAACAAAUCUGACUGCCUGGCUGCCAACUAUCGAUGGGUUCACCACAAAUACAACUUUGACAACCUUGGACAGGCUCUAAUGUCCCUGUUUGUGCUGGCCUCAAAAGAUGGCUGGGUCAACAUCAUGUACCACGGACUGGAUGCAGUGGGGAUAGACCAACAGGAGGACAUUUGUGUUUCAGGUGUCACAGUGAGCACCGUGGUGGAUCUGCAGAAGAGAAUUAUUGGAGGUCAAGAGUGUAGAGGAGAUGAGCGUCGUUACCAUGUGAAGUUGAAUAUAACUAAUGGUACCCAUGAGACGUUUUGUGGUGGCUCUCUGAUCAGUAACCAGUGGAUUCUGACUGCAGCACACUGCUGGGAGCAGGAAUGGACUACAUAUGCAGUUUUAGGUGUGCAUCCGGGGCCAGGAACAGAAGUGCAAAUCACAGCACCACCCGUGAUCUAUAUCAGCAACGGCGUCUGUCAUGACAUCAUGCUGCUGAAGCUACCUAACCCUACUCAGGUUCAACCUGUACCACCUCCUAGGUGUAACGAUCGUCCCAGUGUAGGUGAUGCAGUUCAGAUUUCAGGUUAUGCAGCAACUACUGCAGGCCCUAAUAAUGUAAGAGUAAUUGCUACAAGACCCUCCAAUAACCUCCAAUGUGCAAACACCACGGUUGUCGACUGUCAGAGGCUGGCAGAGCUGGAACCACGCUGGCCACAUCAACGCUUGUUCUGUGGCCAAAGGGCUGGAGUGGAUAUAUGUAUAGGCGACUCUGGUGGAGGAGUAGUGUACAAAGGCAAGAUCUACGGUGUCAUUGCAUUCACUUAUGACGGGGGUUAUGCCGGUCGAGAACCGGCUGGAUUUAUGAACGUCUGUGAAUACAUCAGUUGGAUCAAUGGUGUCAUUACCAGACAGUAAAGAUGUCUAAUGUGUGGUUAACAGAUGUCAACAGACAUUUCACAUAAGAACAGUUGAGUUACUCUAAAUUUGCAAUUGAUAUAUUUACGAUUUAUUGGUUUAGUUUAAACUAUUAUUCUUGAUACCCUUUAAGACAAACCUUAAAUUCUGAUUAUAUAACAUGAAUUUAGUUUCACAAGCUAGUGUCUAAGUUUACACAUUCUUGCUGUCAGACUGUUAUGGUUAGAAAAUAUCUAAAUUUUGAUUUUACAGAUCUAAAUUCAGAUAAAGACAAUUAGACAUAUCCCUUGUAUAGAUUUAAUAUAGUAUUAGUAUUAUUAGUAUUAUGUAGUAUUUUGCCUGUUAGUACACUCAUUGAGUCAUUGUGUGAAAAAACUACAAAGGGCAAAUUCUAAUAAGGUCUGCUAUUCAUUUAAAAAUACUGAUAACAGUGAUAAAUAUGACAGUUCUUUUACAUGUUGUGUCUGUUGAAAUAAAAUUAAAGUGACUCACAA